Molecule: messenger RNA, 1612 nt
Organism: Podarcis raffonei (Aeolian wall lizard)
Lineage: Eukaryota; Metazoa; Chordata; Lepidosauria; Squamata; Lacertidae
Gene: MCIDAS
Product: multiciliate differentiation and DNA synthesis associated cell cycle protein
Exons: 7
Coding region: 156-1391 (411 amino acids)
Biological process (GO): negative regulation of cell cycle; negative regulation of DNA replication
Cellular component (GO): nucleus
Source: RefSeq, a predicted model, not a curated record
GCCAGGCUGGAGCGUGCCAAGGCGAAGGCGCCACCUCUGGCGCUCAAUCGGCCGCCGGCCCGCCUCCCCUCGGCUCUCUCCUCCCCAGAGAGGCGGCCAGGCUCCCCUCGAAGGGCGGCUCAGAUCGAGCCCAGCCAGCCGGCCGAGCAAGUGCCAUGCAAAGCCGCGGCGGCAGGCAGGCCUGUGGCAGCCUGUGCCCCAACAGGGUGCAGGAUCUGGCCGAGCGGCUGGGCAAAAAGCCGGGCAGUAAAGCAGAGAGAAAGGUGCCACGGAAUAUCAACCUCAGAUGCAACCCAAUAGCCAUUUAUAACGACCCACCUCCGGAUUCUGUAGAUCUAGCGUUGUCGACCAUCGAUUGGCAAGACUUAGCCGACUGCACGGGCGUCUUUCAGCAGGAAGUUUCUAGAGGCGCUGCAACAACCCAGCAGAGCCCGUGCUUGCAACCCGAGCCCGAGUUUGAUUUCCAGGAGUUUCGCGAUGCCGUGGAUAACUUCAUAUCCGGCAAAUGUUUUGUUUGCUGUUCGUCUAAACUUCAAAGUCACCAUUCAUUGUGCCAGAAGCACCUUGUGUUUGACCUGUGCAUGUCAAAUAAGGAGUCAAUCAGCUGUAUCACUUGUUUCUUAUUGGUCUCCCUAGAUCCAUCCUCUCUGAUGCCACCUCUGCUGGACUGCGCUGAUUUCUCUUUCCCUGUGGAUGAUGGAAGAUCCUUCAGCCCUUGCUUUCGUCAGUCUGCAGAGGACGAUUCUGCCUCUCAGAUGAAUGCAGAAAACAUCUCUUCCACUGAGCAGUACUGGAAAGACUUAGCAAAUCAGAACCAGAAAGCUCUAGGGGAUGCACUUGUGGAAAACAACCAGCUCCAAGUGACAUUGUCUCAAAAGCAGGAGGAAAUUGCCUCCCUGAAGGAAAGAAAUAUCCAACUGAAGGAACUGGCCAGCCAAGCGAAGCAGCUUGCCUCUGUGCUGGAUAAGCUGAUGAUCCCACAGUGCAAAGACAGCGCAGACCUCUCCCUUGCCAAUGGCCCCAACAAGAGGAGCCUCAAGCAGGUGACCAUUGCUGAGCAAGAAGAGGAGGAGAUGGAAGUGAACGAAAUUUUGCGGGAAAUAUCAGACAGAUGCAAUGCAGCCUUGCAGUCUGCUGAUGACAAGAGAAGCCCAAAGCGCCCUCGGGGAGAGAACGAAACAAUCCACAUGUACGGUGCUUUCCAGGGCUUGCAGACAUGCAGCAGCCACAGUUCCCUGGACCUCCGUGGCAGUGAGCUUGAGGAAGGGGUGUCCUUCACGACCGCCAUCAAUGAGCACUGUAACAUUAGGACGCUGGCCUUCCCCCAAGGCAAUGCGUUUCUGGUCAGGACAGCCACUGGGGGUCACAAGUUUAGAUGGGUUCCCAGGUGAUGAAAGAAGGAUGCAAUCAGCCGACUACACUUGCCUCUCUUUCCAGUGACUUCCUGCCAAAGAACUGUGCAUCUUCCUGCGUAGUGCUGCUUCCACCAAGGCAUUUCAGGUGGAGUCUACUGCUGACAGCUGACUGAUGUCAACCAGAGUUGCUAAUAUUUAGCUGGAAGUCCAGACAUCUGUUUUAAAUGGACAAACACAGAGCAUUCUCUGUACACACC